GCCUCAUGCCCUAAAUGCAGCACCAUCAAUCGGCCAGUAUCACCGACCACUGACAAUUCUGCUGGUAAUGUGCCAAAUGACGGCUGGUCGAAGGAUACGAGUUGUUUGCCCCGGACAUUUGGCCAUCAUUCCAUUAUGGAUCAUAUUCAGAAGUCGGGCAAACACACCAUGUAUGUUGAGAAGCCUCUUGAAAAGGGGUACAAAUUCUUUUAUGAAAAUUACAUGCACAACAUUCAGGCGGUGAAGAGGCGGACAUGUAUUCAUGUUAAGGCCAAGUGCUAUCGCUCUCAAAAAAAAAACUGAACCGCCCCAUUCCAUUAAUGUUGAGCUGUCUCAGGCUGCAAAAGUUGUGUCUGCAAAGUGUUCGUGUGCUGCAGGGGUUCAAGGUUUGUGUAACCAUGUUGCUGGAUUACUGUACAGCUUGAACCAUGUCCUGAUCAUGGGUCUCAAAGAAUUUCCUGAGGCUGGAACCUGUACAGAUAAUCCACAGCAAUGGCACAAACCAAGAACCUCUGGAAUGAAACCAGAGCCCAUCAUGGGAUAUCAUGUUAUACGCCCGUCCUACAACAGUAAGUCAAAAAACACCCGUGGUGUAGGCUGUACUCUGUACGAAGCACGUGGUCCCGAAACUGCUAGGCUGAAUGAGGUCAGAAAACUUGUGGAGGCCAUGGCGGAGAUUAACCCACAUUUGGGAAUCUGUCAGAACCUUGAUAUUGAACAGGACUUGUAUGUGUCCACAGCGAUUGGCUGUGAAGCUUUGGUUGGCUCUACCAUAGGUCAUCAGUUAGCAUUAACUGAAGGUGAUUUUUAUGUAACUUGUGACACAAGUGCUACAGAUUCACUCAGUGAAGGUUUUGAUUUGACAUGCUGUCCAAUUUUGCCGACUACAUUGGGACCCUCUGUCAAUCUUGAUCGGUACAACAUGUCAGAACAAUGCAAGAAACUUGUUGGUAACUUGGAUAUUUCACUGGAAGGUGCCCAUGAGCUUGAGUCAAAAACAGUUGGUCAGUCAACCAAUGAGUUGUGGACAACCAGCAGAUCGAAUCGGUUGACUGCAAGUAAUUUUGGGUUAAUUUUCAAGAGAAAGGCUGCAUUCACUGAUAAAUUUACUCGUUCGGUUUUGACGGAUGUGAAAGACUUGUCCCAUGUACCUGCCAUUAGGUAUGGGAGAGAGAACGAGUCAGUAGCCAUUGACAGAUACAAGAAGUACAUGACUAAUGCUGGGUUUAAUAUCAAAGUGUUAGAGAAUGGACUAGCUGUCAAUCCAUCAUCUCCAUGGUUGGGGGCUUCACCAGAUGGAAAAAUCCUGGAUGAAAAAUCAGGCUUGGGGCUAUUGGAGAUAAAGUGUUCCAUGUCAUAUAAAGAUAUAGACCCAUUAGAUGCAUGUAAAGAUGACGAGUUUUACUGUGAAUUGGUAGAUGGAAAGCCAACUUUGAAAAGGAGUCACAACUAUUUUUAUCAGGUCCAAGGUCAGAUGGGCAUUUGUUGUGUUGAGUGGUGCGAUUUUGUUGUGUACACUAAAAAAGGCCUGCUCAUUUCUCGAAUAAAAUUUGAUGAGUCAUUCUGGUUGGAUGUCUUCAACAAACUGACAGACUUUUACAUGACUACUUGUUUGAAAUUACUUUGCCAGGCUUAGGGCAUCAUGCAUUACUCAUUACUGCUAAUGGGUGUGGAAAUCUGCUGAAUGAAGAAUCAAGUUUGUAUUAUAUGUAUUGUUGGUUUUAUGAAUGUAACUCAAUGAGGU
This is a messenger RNA of Lineus longissimus, 1744 nucleotides long. RefSeq lists its product as uncharacterized. The coding region runs from base 263 to 1636 and encodes 457 amino acids. The transcript has a single exon. Gene Ontology annotation, molecular function: zinc ion binding. NCBI's taxonomy places the organism in Eukaryota, Metazoa, Nemertea, Pilidiophora, Heteronemertea, Lineidae. The record is from RefSeq and is a predicted model, not a curated record.